This is a messenger RNA of Camelina sativa (false flax), 2298 nucleotides long. Its product is annotated as zinc finger CCCH domain-containing protein 59. Gene Ontology annotation, molecular function: metal ion binding; protein binding. The record is from RefSeq and is a predicted model, not a curated record. NCBI's taxonomy places the organism in Eukaryota, Viridiplantae, Streptophyta, Magnoliopsida, Brassicales, Brassicaceae.
UUCUCGACUCUUUACCUUUUUUUUUUUUUUUUUUUGACCUAAACCUCCGUCUCAAAAUUUCCUUUUUUCUUCGCUCUCUCUCCGAUCGAGUUGCAAAGCGUUCUUGCCCUAAUCGAAGAUAUCUCCAGAUUCUACUCAGGUUUGCUUCUAUUUCGACUACGCUUUCUCCGCGAUUAUGAUGAUGUCUUCUGCGUGCUUUCACUUUGGGUUGGGUUUCUCCGUCUUCUCGAUCCUCCUUUUCGCAUCGACACCCAGAAAUUUAGGGUUUCCACCGUUAUGGAUGAGGGAAAGCUAGGGUUCGGAUGAUGGAUCCGAGUUUUUCUUCUUAUUGUACAUUCGUCGGAAGCUUCUUGGGGAUUUUUCGUUGUUGUAUAUUAGGGUUUUGAUACUUCGAAAUCAUCGAAGCCUGUCGAUUUUGUUCGUGAUGAUUUUCCUACUGCUACUGGAAACUCGGAUGAUCGAUCGUUCUUCGACUAUGGCUUGUUUGGAAUUGUGGAGAUCUUUCGUUUUUAGUGGUAUUUAGGUUUAGAGUUCUAAAUGGUGAUUGAAAUUAGAGAUUUAGUUGGGUUUUUUUUCUGUGGACGUGGUGCUCUAUGAUACCUGGAUUGAAUUUGGGGUUACAGUCAGAGGAUUGGUGCUUUUGAUUCUCUUCUUACUUCCAACGAGUGGGGAAUCUAAAGACUCCUUGCUUCUGGACUUGUUACCCUUCUGAAAUUUUAUGUAUGGAUCAUCAUGGAUGAAGCAACAGUGCUCGACUCUCUGGUUCAGUCUUCUAAAGUUGGUAUUUUCUCAAUGUUUAGUAUGAAUUACGUGGCGCCUAGGAGAUACUCACAGGGAAGGAAUUUUGGAGUCAAGCGACAGCAGGAUUUCGCAGCGGAUGUAGUUUCCAGAAGACCUUACGCCCCUUAUGACAGUGCAAUGAGGAAAAGUCCAAAUAAGUUGUCAAGGAAUCUGGUUUGGACCUCAAAAGAGUACAAACCUCCAGAGGUCAACAGGCCAAGGAAGUAUGAAGCCAAUGGGUCAACAAAACCACCAAUUUUAGGCAAAGGAUGUUCUUCUGUGCCAAAUCAGCCGAGAAAGAAUGCUGCGUAUGGGCCAAGAAGCUCACCUAUUUCAGACACCAGAGGUCCGGUGUCGAGAGCUAACAGCAGUCCUAAAAAGAGUGUAUGCAAGUAUUGGAAAGCUGGAAACUGCAAGAGGGGUGAGCAGUGCCAGUUCUUACACUCUUGGUCUUGUUUCCCUGGUUUGGCCAUGGUAGCUGCUCUUGAAGGACACAGGAAGGAUAUAAAGGGGAUCACCCUCCCUCAGGGUUCAGAUAAACUAUUUUCAGUCAGUGGCGAUGGUACAUUGCGAAUUUGGGACUGCCAUACUGGUCAGUGUGUACAUACCAUCAACCUCCAGGCAGCAGCAGGAUCUCUAAUCAGUGAAGGCCCAUGGGUUUUUCUUGGCUUGCAAAACGCUGUAAAGGCUUUUAAUGUUCAAACCAGUAAAGAUUUACAUCUUGACGGGGUGGUUGGUCAAGUGCAUGCAAUGACUGUUGCAAAUGGAAUGCUUUUUGCUGGAACAAGUUCUGGCAGUAUAUCAGUCUGGAAAGCUACGGACUCUGAGUCUGAUCCUUUCAAAUACCUCACAUCUCUCGAGGGUCAUCACAGUGGUGAAGUCACUUGUUUUGUUGUUGGAGGUCAACUACUAUACUCUGGUUCUGUCGAUAAAACAAUAAAGGUGUGGGAUCUCAACACCCUGCAAUGUAUAAUGACCCUGAAACAACAUACCGACACUGUCACGUCACUCUUAUAUUGGGACAAGUGUCUGAUAUCGUCUUCCUUGGAUGGGACCAUUAAAGUUUGGGCUUGUUCUGAAAAUGAUGUUUUGAAAGUUACUCAUACACGCAGACAAGAACAGAGUGUUGUUCAUGCUCUUUGUGGGAUGCACGAUGCAGAGGCCAAACCGAUCAUAUUCUGCUCAUACCAAAAUGGAACAGUUGGCAUCUACGACCUGCCAUCUUUUGAAGAAAGAGGAAAGAUGUUCGCUACGGACACGAUCAGCACACUCACAGUUGGUCCUGGAGGAUUGCUAUUCAGUGGAGACAAGGGAGGGAAUUUGCGUGUAUGGAGUUUAGCUGCUGGCCCAAAAGUUUAGUCAUUUUUGACAAAUGAAUUAUGAUUUAAUUUGUACAUAGAUUGGUGGUUGAUUGAUAAGAGUUAAAAAGAGAGUUCUCGUUUGUAAUGACUCAAAAUUAAAUUCACUAAAUUUAAUUUCAAAAUCCUUGCUUUAAUGUAAUAUCUUCAAAUUCAUACC